This is a messenger RNA of Capra hircus (goat), 3681 nucleotides long. It is a transcript of the gene MTMR11, whose product is annotated as myotubularin related protein 11. The record is from RefSeq and is a predicted model, not a curated record. Lineage: Eukaryota; Metazoa; Chordata; Mammalia; Artiodactyla; Bovidae.
CCCCACCCAUCUUUGCUUCUUGGGUUUCAAGGGGGAGGGCUGGGGGAUGGGACUGUUGCACUGAGCAGAGAGGGUUCCAGCCCUCAGCUUUCAAAGUCCUUAACAUGAAUCAUUAAUUUGGAGAUCUGAUGUCUGGGCUGGAGGGAGGGCUCCUGUACCUGGAAUGGGUUCUAGUUUCCAACUGUUUGGAUGGGUGUGUGUGUGUGUGUGAGAUUAAGGGUGUGUGUGUGAUUAAGUGUUUAGAUCUUUUCUUUGGGCCUCCCACCCCCAGCCACAGAACUUGCACGCACCUGUACCUGUGUCAGCAUCCUGCAGAUAUUUCAGUUUCUCUCCCUACUCUUCCACUGCACCCUUCAUAUGAGAUGUUUCACACUCUGGAGAAGGAUAUACAAAAACACUCCUCUCGCCCCCAUCCCAGUUCUUGGGCUUCCCCAGGCAAAAAUCCCAAGGGCCAAUUUCCAUUUAUUUCUUCUCAACUACUUUAGUUCAGACUGUCAGGAGAGGUUGUAAGGAGGCCUGAAGUACCUUUAAUCAUUCCUCACAUCCCCUUAAAGAAGACAAAAACAGCUUCCCAGGGAAGCCAUCAGUGAGAGUCCAGGGAAGUGGCCCAAAUGAUUCCAGUUUAAUACUUGUCAUUACUGCUUCCCUCAAAUAGUCUCCAAAGCUCAUGAACAGAAAGAGGAUAGGAUCUGGGUUUGGAGUAAAGAAGGGAAUGUGGUUUUCUCAGUUCCCCAAUUUUUCCUCACCUUUCUUAGGCUCUUCCACUUUCUCUCCACUUUUCCAAAAUUGUGUGUCUUCUCCUUUAAGGGGCUGGGCAUCUCUUCCGCCCUCUCCAGAGUCGACUGAAGUUUCCGUGGAGCCUUCUCUAGCUGGACUGGACACACCUCUCAGAAGACCCCAAAUCGUGCUCCUUGCACCUCAAGUGCUCCUUUCCCUUGAAUCUUCCUCCUGCCCUUCUCCCUGACUUCCCUCCUGCUAGCUACAGGAUUCAGCCUCUCCCCAAGGGGCUUGAGCAUCCUCGAGGUUUUCCACCCUUGACCGCUCCAUCCCCGGAUGGAGCCAGAGAAAUGUGGUGGGGGGGCCGGGGCCAGAGUUUCAACAUCGCCCCCCAGAAGGAAGAGCCAGAGAUGGGGCUCUCUGGACCGAAGUCUGUCCAGGGGACUGGGAUGCCAGAGCCCAGGAGUCGUCAGCUGGGCAGCUGCCUGGCCUCUGGAGGCCUCCCAGGGGAGCAGAUUCUAGCAUGGGCCCCGGGGGUGAGGAAGGGGCUGGAACCUGAAAUUCCUGGAACCCUGAUCUGCAGCAACUUGAGGGUCACCUUCCAGCCCCGUGGAUGGCAGCGGAGUCAGGAGACUCCCCUGAGCAGUGAGUAUGAUUUUUCCUUGGCCAACAUUGGGCGAUUAGAGGCUGUGAAUGGCCCGUCCCGAGUCCAGCUCCUCCGUCCAGGGUCCCUGCUUAAAUUCAUCCCUGAGGAGAUUCUGAUUCACGGCCAAGACUUUCGACUACUCAGAGUUGGUUUUGAGGCUGGAGGACUAGAGCCUCAGGCCUUUCAGGUGACCAUGGCCAUUGUCCAAGCCAGAGCUCAGAACAGUCCAGCCCAACAGUAUGCAGGGAUAACCCUGAGCAAGGCUGGCCAGAGUUCUGACUCCAGAAAACCACCUAUUCCCCUCUUGGAGACAAUAGAAGACUGGGAGACUGAGCGGAAAAAGCAGGCAGCCAGGGGCUGGAGGGUCAGCACCGUCAAUGAGAGGUUCGACGUAGCCACCAGCCUCCCUCGUUACUUCUGGGUCCCUAACCGAACGCUGGACAGUGAGGUCAGGAGAGCAUUUGGCCACUUCCAUCAGGGCCGUGGACCGCGCCUGUCCUGGCAUCACCCUGGGGGCAGUGAUCUUCUUCGUUGUGGGGGCUUCUAUACAGCCAGUGACCCCAACAAGGAGGAUAUCAGAGCAGUGGAGUCCAUGCUUCAGGCUGGGCAUUCAGACGUUGUCCUUGUAGACACCAUGGAUGAGCUGCCUAGUCUUGCAGAUGUCCAACUUGCCCACCUGAGGCUGAGAGCCCUCUGCCUGCCUGAUUCAUCUGUGGCUGAGGAUAAAUGGCUCUCAGCUCUGGAAGGAACACGAUGGUUGGACUACACCAGGUCUUGUCUUCGAAAGGCCAGUGACAUCUCAGUCUUAGUGACAUCCAGGGUUCGCUCUGUAGUACUUCAAGAGCGCGGUGAUCGUGAUUUCAAUGGCCUCCUCUCUUCACUCGUCCAGCUGCUUUCAGCCCCUGAAGCCCGAACACUGCUUGGCUUCCAAUCAUUAGUCCAACGAGAGUGGGUGGCAGCUGGACAUCCUUUCCUGACCCGACUUGGGGGAUCUGGGGCCAGUGAAGAGGCCCCAGUGUUUCUCCUCUUCCUUGACUGCGUCUGGCAGCUCCUCCAGCAGUUUCCAGCUGAGUUUGAAUUUUCUGAGUUCUUCCUUCUUGCUCUUCAUGACAGUGUCAGAGUUCCUGACACCCUUACAUUCUUGAGAGACACCCCCUGGGAGCGUGGAAAGCAGAGUGGACAGUUCAACAACUAUACACAAGUCUAUACCCCUGGGUUCCCAGGGGCUGGGAACUCUAUUAACCCACAACUAUCUGUCUGGGACUGGAAUUUACGCUACAGCAAUAAACAAAUACUACAAUUCUGUAAUCCUGGCUAUAACCCAGAACACUGCCCAGAUUCCUGGCUCCCUAGACAGCAGCCAAGCUUCAUGGUUCCUGGGCCCCCCAGUUCCGUGUGGCUCUUCUCUAGAGGGGCCCUGACACCCCUGAAUCAACUCUGUCCUUGGCGGGACAGUCCCUCCCUGCUGGCAGUCUCUUCUCGUUGGCUCCCUCGACCUGCUAUCUCUUCUGAAAGCCUGGCUGAUCAGGAGUGGGGGCUCCCCUCACACUGGGGAGCUUGCCCUUUACCCCCGGGACUGCUGCUGCCUGGAUGUCUGGGACCCCAGAUCAGGCUCUGGAGACGCUGCUACCUGAGGGGAAGGCCUGAGGUCCAGAUGGGCCUCUCAGCUCCCACAAUCUCUGGUCUCCAGGAGGAGCUAUCCCAUCUUCAAGAGUUAUUAAGGAAAUGGACACCACGAAUAUCUCCCGAGGAUCACUCCAAGAAAAGAAACCCAAAUACCAUUCUCUCCAAUCCCGUUGAAAUUGCUGGCUUUCUCAUGGGCAGGGCAGAGGGUGGCCUGGGGUGAGGGAGAGUUUUGUCUAAUCCUUGGGUUUUUCUUAUCUGGUCUUGCUGCCUCAGCUUUCAUAAACAAGAUCACUGACCUGAGUUUCUAUUGAGGAUGAGUGGUGCUAACCUUAUCCAACUCUUAUCCUGCCUUGUUUGGUUUAAACAGUUCUUAGCAUUUGAAGAAUUAAGAAACAACAACAAUCCAGAAGACUGCCUCUCUUUUUCAGGGCAAUUCCAUGUCUUUGGGAUGGAAAUUUUGGAUAUUGCGCUGGUAAAUUGUGAUAAUCAGAUAAUACUGUUUAUCAGUGCCAACAAGAUGGCCUACAGACCUCCUUCUCACCUCCUCUUGCUGCUUAAUUCCAAUUUCUAUUUCUUCCCUUAUAGUUUUCUAUGGGUAUGGAAUAUACACGGGACACCCUAUCUCUUCCAAUUAUAUAUUUUCAUUGUGACAUUUCUAUUUAAGGAGUUCAUUAAAGCACAAUAUUUAUACA